Molecule: messenger RNA, 1181 nt
Organism: Drosophila innubila
Lineage: Eukaryota; Metazoa; Arthropoda; Insecta; Diptera; Drosophilidae
Product: serine protease grass-like
Exons: 6
Coding region: 29-1117 (362 amino acids)
Biological process (GO): proteolysis
Molecular function (GO): serine-type endopeptidase activity
Source: RefSeq, a predicted model, not a curated record
UCAGUACCAUUUCACAACUUUACUCGCAAUGUACAGAAUAAUUUUAUUAAUCUUGACUCUGAGCCUGGGUUCAGCUCUCACAAUUAUCCCAAUUGAAAAAAAUGCGGAUGAAAUUUGUAUCAGAAACGAUGGAAAAACAGGAUACUGUGUGCAUCUACGUAACUGUUCAGCUAUUUCCAAUAUGAUUGCGCGACAAAGUCAAGGAAUUUCACUUUCUUCUGAUGAAAUAACUUACAUUAGGAAUUCAAAAUGCCCCGUUCACGAGAAAGGAUAUGUGUGCUGUGAAGGUAAAGAUAAAGUGUUGCAAGGAAUUCAGGAAUUGCCGUCGCAGGAUUGUGGUAAGUUUGAAGUAGAUAAAGUGGUUGGAGGUAAAGAAAUUAAGAUAAUGUCAAGACCCUGGAUGGCUCUGCUUAAAUUCCGAAGAGAUGACGGCAAAGAAGGGUUUACAUGUGGUGGGACUCUGAUACACAAACGCUAUGUACUAAGCGCGGCUCAUUGCUUCUUUGGCCAACAAUUGCUAUCAGUGCGUUUGGGAGAACACAACAUACUCUUGCCAAUGUAUUGUCAAUUCACAAAGGGGCAGGUAGUAUGUGCACCGCAAGCUCAGGAUUUUGAAGUUGAUCGGGUGUAUGUACACGAACAAUACUCACAGGAAUCUCGUCACAAUGAUAUUGCUUUAGUGAAACUCAAAAGCGACGCAGAAUUCAUACCUAACAUUAAGCCUAUUUGCUUGCCAGUAAACGAAACUCUUCAGCAAAAUGUGGAAACAAUGCCAAGAUUCCUUGUAACUGGCUGGGGAUACACCGAAACCACAAAUGGGUCUCUAGUUCCACUAGAAACAGUUGUUACUGCUAAGAAUCGUACAAUCUGUCAAGAAUCCUACGAACGUAAAAUAGUGCCAACUCAAAUAUGCGCUGGUGACCCCGGAAAGGAUUCCUGUAAUGGUGACUCUGGUGGUCCAUUGCAAUUUGUUGAUAUAUAUAAUGGACAACAGCGCUUUGUACAAUUUGGAAUCGUCAGUUAUGGUUCAGGGCAUUGUGGCGAUGGUACCCCAGGUGUGUAUGCUAAUGUUGGUAGCUACAUUCCCUGGAUUGCCUAUAAAAUAGCUACCAAAUAGCUUGAGUUGUAAAUAUAUAUGUUAUUUCGACAAUAAAUGUAUAAUGCAUGCAAUUUUAGCUGAA